ACGAUGCGCGCAGCUGUGAUCGCAUCGUACCUCGGCCUUCUGGUCGCGACCGCGGUCCACGGCGCCUGCUCGGCAUUUGACGAGAAUACCGACUACCCGGGCAACGACAUUGGCACCACCAACCAAGCCAAGCCCGAGAACUGCUGCGCCGACUGCGCCGCGUUCGCCGGUUGCAAGGCGUACGUCUGGGUGCCCCGCGACGGCGGUGUCUGCUUGCUCAAGAGCGAGGCUAGCGGCAAGUACCCAGCGCAAGGCGCUCGUGCCGCGAAGCUUCUCGCAUCCGUACCGCCACUCACGGGGUCGUGCCCGACACCCGAGGCCAACACCGAUUACCCCGGCAACGACCUUGGUCGCACCCAGCGCGCGUCCAUGGACCUUUGCUGCAACGACUGCGAGGCCACGGAGGGCUGUGCUCGUUUUGUCUACUACGGCGGUGACUGCAUUCUCAAGGCGGGCGGCGGCGUCAAGAGCAGAUUCCCGGGUGCGACCGCCGCGUCGUUUGUCCCCAAGGGCAGCGGUAACACCACGACGCCGGCACCGACCGACGGCACGUGCUCGGUGAUCGAAGAAGACACCGACUAUAUCGGCAACGACAUUGAUACGACCAACCGCGCCAAGGCCGAAGACUGCUGCGCGGACUGCGUCGCCAACCCGAACUGCAAGGUCUACGUCUGGGCGCAAGGCGUGUGCAUUCUCAAGAGUGCCAACAGCGGCAAGACGUCGUCGCCAGGGGCCCGUGCCGCGACGGUCCGGGCGCGUGUUCCGACGUCGCCGCCGAUGGUCGGGUGUCCGGCGAUCCAAGAAGAUGUCGACUACCCUGGCAACGAUCUCACGACAACGUACCAGACGACGGCUGAGUUUUGCUGUGCCGACUGCACCGGGACACCGGGGUGCCGAGGGUUUGUCUGGAAUGCUAUGGCGGGCGCCUGCCGUCUCAAGACCGCAGUCGGGUCGCCCGUCAAAGCCGUUGGCAACCGCGCGUCGGUGCUCCCACGCCUCACCACGGCCACGUGCUCGGCCUUUAAGAACGACGUCGACUACCCCGGCAACGACAUUGGCUCGACGAGCCGGGCGUCGGCCGCCGACUGCUGCGGCGACUGCGCCGACUUCAACGGCUGCACGCUCUACGUGUGGUCCAACGACUUUGGCGGCACUUGCUAUUUGAAGAACGCCAAGUCGGACCCGUCGCCGUUCCCGGGUGCCAAGGCCGGUGUGUACACGCGGUCGGUGGCGCCGGUGCCGAUCGUGACGCCGGCGCCGGCGCCGUCGGCGAUUCAGACGAGCGUGUUUGGCACGUACCCGUCGCCGUCGGUGGCAUUUGCGUACCUCCCCAACAUGCAGUGGAUCCCGAAUUCGAAGCUCGAGACCGGCGAGAUCGGCGACAUUGACAUUCUCAAGCCGUUCCCGCUGCCGUCGCCCGCCGAGAUGAUCGCGGCCCACGACGCCAAGCCCAAGCCGCUCCUUGAAGAAGGCACCAACACGCUCUACUUUCCGCUGUCGCAGUCGGUCGGCGAGUGCGCGGUCAUGACGAGCUCGUCUGGCUACGCCUUCUUCACGUACGUACCGUCGACGCAGAUCUGCGUCGUCCACAACUUUGCGUCACCGACAACGACGACGUUUGCCUUGUUCCCGACGCAGGCGCCGAUGGUGCUAUCGCAGUCAUUGCCGCAGGACUUUCAGCUCGGUGUCGACACCAACCAGUCGUCGACGCUCGCCCGCUGCCAAGCCGGCUGCAGCAGCCUCGCGGCGUGCGCGGCCGUGACGUACACCGACAAGACGUGCACGUUUUUUGGCCCGUCGCCGGCCAAGCAAGCUGGCAUUCUUGCCGGGUGGGUCUCGGACCCGAUCGCGUGGAACGAAGUGCCCAACAGCAUGCAGUACCUCACGAUGCCGUCCCGGUCUCUGGACUUGGCAAAGUACACGACGCAAGCGGCGACGACCGCCAAGACCAUCGGCGACUGCGCCGCGGCCGCGCUGCAAAAGAGGUUGCCGCUUUUUAGUUUUGAGAGCAGUGCGAAGAAAUGUACGCUUGUCAAGGCCGCGACGACGGCGGCGACGACGUCGACGAUGCUCAUCAACUACCCAGCGUCGCCGGUCGUCCUCUCGAGCGCCGCCUUGGCGACCGGGUUGACAAAGACGUCCGUGGCCAACGCUGCCUCGGCGGCCGACUGCCACAAGGCUUGCGUCCCGUCGGCGGCUGGCUGUCUUGGCACAACGUUCGAUGCGUCAACGAAGCGCUGCGAGCUCCUCAUUCCGGCGUACGCGCCGACGACGACGCUUGGCUGGAUCGCAACCAGUGCGCUGCCCACGGGUGCGGUAUCGCCGUCGUCCGUGCACAUGUUUGUCAACGCCCACCAAGACGACCACGAACUCUUCAUGUCGGCCAACUUGUACGACAGCUUUGCGUCCAAGUCGACCAAGAUCGUCAUGAUCUACAUGUCGGCCGGCGACGCUGGCGCGCGCGACGGGUGGUACCAGGCGCGCGAAGCCGGCACAUUGGCGUCGGCGCAGUCGUUUGUCAAGCUCUUUGGCCUCUAUAACCCCGUGCGCAAGACCGACGUUAUCACGCUCUUGGGCCACCAGAUCACGAAAGUGACACUUGGCAACGCCGUGCACUACUUCUUGCGGCUCUCGGAAGACGGCAUGUCGAAUCUGCCGAGCAACAAGGCCGCGGCGCCGAUGGACCGCCCGGGCGAAAAGUACGCGAACGUCGCGGCGCUUCGAGCGGUGGUCGUCGGCCUCAUGAAGAUGGAAGCCAAGGGCAUUGGGAAUGCAGUCGUCAACUCGCAGCAGUUCAAGGAGGUCGACCAUGUCUUGCACGCAAUGGCCGGCCAGAUCGUCUUUGACGGCGUCGCGGCCGACGCGACGCUAAGCAAGUGCUUGAGCCAAAACUACUUUUGGGGCUACCAGCGCUGGCUCGACACGAUCAACAUGAAGGACCCAUCGCUGACGACGCAGCGCAGUAUGUGGUGGGCGCUCCACAAGGCCAUCGUCAAGGUCUACCCCAACAACUCGCCGUGGUACGACCACUGCCAAUCGCUCGGCCGUCAGUACUUGGCCCUCAACGUCGCCGGGUCGGGCAAGUGCUAAUACUACGUCCGAGGAAUGCGUCAACAGAAUGUCCAUGUGGUCGUAUGGUUCCGAGUCCUUUUUUCGGUGGUCUGUAGCACUCCCUGCAGAUUUGGUCGUCAAUAGAUUGACUGACAUAUUGUACAUGGUUGAAUGAAUGCUCGA
Saprolegnia parasitica CBS 223.65 is the source of this 3234-nucleotide messenger RNA. RefSeq lists its product as hypothetical. Bases 4 to 3090 code for a protein of 1028 amino acids. Gene Ontology annotation, molecular function: protein binding. NCBI's taxonomy places the organism in Eukaryota, Oomycota, Saprolegniomycetes, Saprolegniales, Saprolegniaceae. The record is from RefSeq and is a predicted model, not a curated record. The transcript has 2 exons. Gene Ontology annotation, cellular component: extracellular region. Gene Ontology annotation, biological process: proteolysis.